AUGGCAAAAUCAAGAUAUGAAUAUGUAAAAAGUUUUGAAAAAGAUGAUUCGUUAUUGCCUAACACUUGGAUGGUUUUACGUAUAGAUGGAAGAGGUUUUCACAAGUUUUCGGAUAAGCAUAAAUUUGAAAAACCAAAUGAUAAAGCAGCUUUAGAUCUUAUGAAUAAGUGUGCACAAUCAAUUAUGAAUGAAUUUCAUGAUAUAAUAUUAGCAUAUGGACAAAUAAUUGUUAGUCAAUUUUCUUCUAAUUAUGUAUAUUAUUGGAAAGAUUAUCUUCCAUCAAAAGAAUUAUUAUAUCCACCCUCAUUUGAUGGUAGAAUCGUAAUUUAUCCUAGUGAUAAUAAUUUACGAGAUUAUUUAUCUUGGAGACAGGGAACAGUUUCAUCAGAUAAAAAUGAACUAUUAUUUUCUAAAUUUAAUAUAAAUUAUAAUAAAUUACCAGAAAUGUUUCGUAAAGGUUCUUUAUUAAUUCAUCAAAAGAUUGAAGAAAAAACCAUAAAUCAAAAAGGUUUAGAAGUUACAAGGGGAAAAAAUGUUGUUCCAAUAUUACAUGUUGAUAUUAUUAAAGAUGAGUUUUGGGAAAUUCAUUUAGAACUUGGAAUUAAAAUAUAA
Entrophospora sp. SA101 is the source of this 612-nucleotide messenger RNA. NCBI's taxonomy places the organism in Eukaryota, Fungi, Glomeromycota, Glomeromycetes, Entrophosporales, Entrophosporaceae. The record is from the annotation of a GenBank genome assembly.